Cyprinodon tularosa is the source of this 1790-nucleotide messenger RNA. Its product is annotated as interferon-induced protein 44-like. The record is from RefSeq and is a predicted model, not a curated record. The transcript has 6 exons. Bases 1 to 831 code for a protein of 276 amino acids. NCBI's taxonomy places the organism in Eukaryota, Metazoa, Chordata, Actinopteri, Cyprinodontiformes, Cyprinodontidae.
AUGAUAUGCUCUCAAAAUGAAACAGAAAGUAGCACAAUACAGAGACAGAAGGACCUUGUUUAUGUGCAGGAGUACCAACCUCUAAAAGAAGACAUCAAGUAUCUGCGUGUCCUUUUGUAUGGUCAUGUUGGAGCCGGAAAAUCCAGUUUCAUUAACUCUGUCAGUAACGUUCUUCGAGGCCGAAUGACAAUUCCUGCUUUAACCAGUGCGAUGACCUCCGACAGAAGCUUCACCAUAAAAUAUGCAACUCAUAAAUUCAGUAAAGGACGGGGAAGUUCAAAUAAAUUUUACCCUGUGGUUUUCAACGACAUCAUGGGUCUAGAAGAUGGGAACAACAGUGGGAUUCAUCCUGACGACAUCAAGCUGGCUUUAAAAGGACAUGUGAGGGAGGGUCACAAGUUCAACCCAGCAGGCAAACUGGAACGUGAUGAUUUUGGUUACAACCCCUCGCCCUCUACUGAUGACAAAGUGCACGUUCUGGCCUGUGUUUUGUCAGCCAACACUCCACAAAUUAAUGCUUCAGUUCUGCAGAAGAUGAAGAAUGUCAGAGAAACAGCCAGUGAGCUGGGAAUUCCCCAAAUCGGCCUGAUGACCCACAUUGAUUCUGCCUGUGGUGAAAUUGAAAAAGACCUGAAGAAUGUGUACAGGAGCAAACACCUGCAAAAAAAAAUCAAAGACUUCAGUUCAGCAGUGGGACUUCCUCUGAACUGCAUCUUUCCUAUAAAGAACUACAGCGAUGAAAUUGACAUGAAAGAUGACGUUGAUACUCUGAUCCUGAGUGCCCUGACGAAAAUUAUUGACUUUGGAGAUGACUUCAUUGAGAAAUGUUAAACUGAACCUGACAGGAAAAACAAUGGUUUCUGUAAUUUUUUUUGAAGCAUGUAUUUUAAAAAAAACUAUAUAAUGAGGGAUAGAGUUAUUAUAAUAUAAUCAUGGCGAAAACAUAUAUGAAAAUAUUAAGAGGCAACUGCCAGCUACCUACAGUGGAGUAUAAGGGCCAUUAUAGUGAGAGAAAAUGUUAAAGAGUAAUUUCACACAUAAAGGAAAACAUAUUUUUUUUCCAAGAAUAAAGAUAUACAUUUUUAGUAUAUAAUCAUAAAACUCGGAAUUUAAUCAUUGAUAAUUAUGGUCUUCUUUAUAGAAUUUAAAACUAAUAAUUUAUCAAUUCCCUGAUAUUUUGGCAUAAAUGUACAGCUUGUUGACCAUAUGAUUUUUUUUCUUGAUCUAUAGUAGACUUAAUGCUCCACUGAGGUAACUCAUUGUAUAGGGGCUAAAAAGGACAAUGUUAAAUAAAAAAAAAUGAAAUAAAAGUGCAAUGAAAUUAAUAAACAAACAAUUUUAACGGAAUACACAAUUUAUCUAAUGGUUAAUCAGAUAAUUGCCAAAAUAUGCCAUAAUAUUUAAAUGCAUGUCAUGAAAAAAAAUUGUAUUUAUAUAUUUUAAGACGUUGGGUUUAUCUGGUAAUGUAUUAUUUUAGUGCUGAUUUCAUCAAAGGAAAGAUUUUCUUAAUUAUUUAUUUUUAGCGGCAGUUGUUAAUUCCAAAGAUAUUUGUUGUACAUUCUCUAGGUGUUCGGACAUUUUCCUUUUGAUUACUGUUCAUAGGGAUAUGAUCUGAUCUGAUCUUGGGCACUGAGCUAUUCUGUUGGAAUCUUACGUGCUGUAUCUGUUUUUGAUUGAUAAAUCUAUUGUUGACGUGUGUGUUGGGGGGUGGGGGAUGACAAAUAACUUUCCUUGCUGGUUUAAUAUGGUAUGCAAUGCUUAACUGACAAAUAAAGGACAAUUUUACUUGA